CCGACUUUCUGGCUACAGCUUUUCAAAAGAAGGAAGUCAAGAUGAAGAGCCAUUUGCUUCUCUGGGGCGUCCUGGCCAUUUUUGUUCAGGCUGUUCUUGUCACAGCCCAAGGUGACGACGAGAGCACUGUUCUUGUUGACAACAAAUGCCAGUGUGUCCGCAUCACUUCCAGGAUCAUCCGUAAUCCCGAAAACCCCAGUGAGGACAUUGUGGAGAGAAACAUCAGAAUUAUCGUUCCUCUGAACACCAGGGAGAAUAUCUCUGAUCCCACCUCACCACUGAGAACCGAAUUCAAGUAUAAUUUGGCUAACCUCUGUAAAAAAUGUGAUCCUACGGAAAUAGAGCUGGACAAUCAGGUGUUUACUGCUAGCCAGAGCAACAUCUGUCCCGAAGACGAUUAUUCCGAGACCUGUUACACUUACGACAGAAACAAGUGCUACACAACUUUGGUCCCAAUUGUUCAUAGGGGUGUGACCAGAAUGGUGAAGGCAACCUUGACCCCGGAUUCCUGCUAUUCUGACUAACUCAAGGGGUCGCUGACAAUGCACGACUCUUGAGAUGCUCUCCUUUUUGAUCCAAAAUGUUAAUAAAUUUACUACCAAUGAAUUUGAAAGCAAGAUUUAUUUUUUUAGGUAUUGUAAAACUACCCCCCUCUCCCCAAGGUAAUUGAAUUAAUACCAUUGCUAUCUUUAUUAGGUAAUUACUCCUGAACCACAUGCUCCUACUUUUAAGCAUUAAAAUCUGUCAAUCAUCAUGUUUGUCUGAAAGGGUAUGCCUCCUUCAGAAAAUGGUUUCUAGCAUUUCAAAAAAUACACAAAGGGAGAAAAUGAAACUCAAGAAGUAAAAGUCAGGAGGCAUAGUUAAAUGUUGCACCCACCUCUCUUUGUUUUUGCAUUUGCCUUUGCCUAGGAGAGCCAGAGCUUUGCCCGUUCCCUGCUAUUCUCUUUAAAAACUUUUCACUGUGUAGAGAAAAUGUAUGUGUGGUUAUGGGUCCAUUAAUUGUCUUUCUGAGAAAAAUAAUUAUCGCAAAACAUAUUUUGGAACUAUUUGUAAAAAUAAUUUAAAAUGAGAUCACUAAUGUUUAUGAAACCAAUUAACCAAAAGUGAUGUAAUUAAAUGCAUAAUUGAAAAUGAUAUUUUGACUUCACAGGCAGACUUAGCAGCAGAUGAUACGGAUUUUUAUUUUUAUGGACAAUUUUUGUUUUGAUAAUCAUGUUACUGUAAGAAAUUCCUAUUGGAAAUCAUCUCUGUUGUAUCCAAAUCUAAGUAUGUAUCCCAACAUAUGUAUUCUCUUACACAGUUGAACAAUUAAAUAGAUUUAUAAGCAUA
This is a messenger RNA of Lepus europaeus (European hare), 1329 nucleotides long. It is a transcript of the gene JCHAIN, whose product is annotated as joining chain of multimeric IgA and IgM. The record is from RefSeq and is a predicted model, not a curated record. Gene Ontology annotation, molecular function: immunoglobulin receptor binding. The coding region runs from base 42 to 524 and encodes 160 amino acids. Gene Ontology annotation, biological process: humoral immune response. The transcript has 4 exons. NCBI's taxonomy places the organism in Eukaryota, Metazoa, Chordata, Mammalia, Lagomorpha, Leporidae. Gene Ontology annotation, cellular component: pentameric IgM immunoglobulin complex.